Messenger RNA from Ailuropoda melanoleuca (giant panda), 1637 nucleotides. RefSeq names its product macrophage erythroblast attacher, E3 ubiquitin ligase (gene MAEA). Bases 75 to 1379 code for a protein of 434 amino acids. Gene Ontology annotation, cellular component: cytoplasm; GID complex; nucleus. Lineage: Eukaryota; Metazoa; Chordata; Mammalia; Carnivora; Ursidae. Gene Ontology annotation, molecular function: ubiquitin protein ligase activity; protein binding. The transcript is spliced from 10 exons. Gene Ontology annotation, biological process: proteasome-mediated ubiquitin-dependent protein catabolic process. The record is from RefSeq and is a predicted model, not a curated record.
GGGGGCGGACGUCACUACCCGGCGUGCCGCGCGGCGGCGCUUCCCCCACCCGCUAAUGUUUUGGCCGAUUCAAGAUGGCGGUGCAGGAGUCAGCUGCUCAGCUCUCCAUGACCCUGAAGGUGCAGGAGUACCCGACCCUCAAGGUGCCCUAUGAGACACUGAAUAAACGCUUUCGGGCUGCUCAGAAAAACAUUGACCGAGAGACAAGCCACGUCACCAUGGUGGUGGCUGAGCUGGAGAAAACCUUGAGCAGCUGCCCCGCUGUGGACUCCGUGGUCAGCCUUCUGGAUGGUGUGGUGGAGAAGCUCAGUGUCCUCAAGAGGAAGGCGGUGGAGUCCAUCCAGGCGGAGGACGAGAGCGCCAAGCUGUGCAAGCGCAGGAUCGAGCACCUCAAGGAGCACAGCAGCGACCAGCCGGCGGCUGCCAGCGUGUGGAAGAGGAAGCGCAUGGACCGCAUGAUGGUGGAGCACCUGCUGCGCUGCGGCUACUACAACACGGCUGUGAAGCUGGCGCGCCAGAGCGGCAUCGAGGACUUAGUGAACAUCGAGAUGUUCCUGACGGCCAAAGAAGUGGAGGAGUCCCUGGAGAGGCGCGAGACAGCCACCUGCCUGGCCUGGUGUCACGACAACAAGUCGCGGCUGCGCAAGAUGAAGGGCCGCCAAAGCGAGCACGACGCGAAGACGGGACGGAAAAGUAGAGUGGCCAGUGGCUCCCCUAAAGAGAGUGAGGAUCUUGGUAUGGAAACCAUAAAAGGAAAGCCAGAAUUGAGCUGCCUGGAGUUCAGCCUCAGGAUUCAGGAAUUCAUUGAGCUCAUCCGGCAGAACAAGAGGCUAGACGCCGUGAGACAUGCAAGAAAGCACUUCAGUCAGGCGGAAGGGAGCCAGCUGGAUGAGGUCCGCCAGGUCAUGGGCAUGCUGGCCUUCCCACCAGACACACACAUCUCGCCCUACAAGGACCUGCUGGACCCGGCCCGGUGGCGGAUGCUGAUCCAGCAGUUCCGGUACGACAACUACCGGCUGCACCAGCUGGGGAACAACUCUGUGUUCACCCUGACGCUGCAGGCCGGCCUCUCGGCGAUAAAGACACCACAGUGCUACAAGGAGGACGGCAGCUCCAAGAGCCCCGACUGCCCCGUGUGCAGCCGCUCCCUGAACAAACUGGCGCAGCCCCUGCCCAUGGCGCACUGCGCCAACUCCCGCCUGGUCUGCAAGAUCUCGGGCGACGUGAUGAACGAGAACAACCCGCCCAUGAUGCUGCCCAACGGCUACGUCUACGGCUACAACUCUCUGCUGUCUAUCCGUCAAGAUGACAAAGUCGUCUGCCCGAGGACCAAAGAGGUGUUCCACUUCUCCCAAGCCGAGAAGGUUUACAUCAUGUAGGCCGGGCCGCCGCUCCCCUGCCCGCCUGCGUUUCUGUUUCUUGCGACCAAAGAUCAGUGAGCGACGAUGGGGACUCCGAGGAAGGGAGGAGUCGGGUCCGCACGUCUGUGCUUGGGGACAGCCUUUCUGCUGGUAGGACUCCGAAGCGCGCGUGAGCUACCUGACGCCUUCCCCUUUCAGAGAGACCUUCCCGCCGCCGCCAAGGGAGCUUCGGCCGCUUCGGAAACAGGAGUCGGUUAUUUCCCGCGCCCCCGACCC